This is a messenger RNA of Striga asiatica, 5312 nucleotides long. NCBI's taxonomy places the organism in Eukaryota, Viridiplantae, Streptophyta, Magnoliopsida, Lamiales, Orobanchaceae. The record is from the annotation of a GenBank genome assembly.
UGAGGUAAGAACACCCUCAGCAAAGAAAAAGCANGUUAUCGAUAUCGCCUAAUUCUAUAGCCCGAAGCUCAUUGGAGGAAAUGCUCGAAUCCCUCCGGCAAAGGGACGAAAAUGAGAAGCCGAAGGACAUCCCACCUGCUCUCCCUGCACGGCCCAAGCCCACCUCGCGGGCCCGCCUUCCUUCCGCCAAGCGGCCAUUGCCCACGAGUUCUGGAGUUGAGGAUUUUGGGCCGAGCCUCAAGGCAUCGUUAAACGGUAAUUUGAAGAAAGAUGGCUCGAAAGGGACUGUUCGUAACAGUUUCGGGGCUAAAACGGUGAAGGGGAUGGAACCAAGGGAAUCACCGUAUCUUAAUUCGGUAUCGGAAAAGAAAGUAGACGAGCAAAAGUUAGUUGGAAACGAUGACGUGAAGCUUGCUUGCUCGACCAAUGGGUGUUUCCCUAAGUUUAGGGAGUCUGAGUGGGAUGACAAUCUCGGGUAUUUCAUCAAUAAGAGACUUCGUGUAUGGUGUCGGCCAAAUAACGGCCCAUGGGAAUUAGGGCAGAUACAAUCAACUUCAGGGCAGAAGGCUUCCGUCUUGCUGUCGGGUGGAAAUGUCGUGACAGUUCCCAAACAGAAUCUCCUACCUGCCAAUCCAGAUAUUCUUGAAGGGGUAGAUGAUCUUAUAGAACUUAGUUACUUGAACGAGCCUUCAGUUCUUCACAAUCUUCAGUAUAGAUAUUCAAAAGACAUAUUAUAUAGUAAAGCAGGCCCUGUUUUAGUAGCAGUCAAUCCUUUCAAAGACGUGUCGCUAUAUGGAAGUGACUUUAUUACAGCUUAUAGACAGAAUCUUCUGGACAGCCCUCACGUGUAUGCAGUUGCUGACAAAGCUUACAAUGAUAUGAUGACUGAUGAAAUAAACCAGUCCAUUAUCAUAAGUGGGGAAAGUGGUGCUGGGAAGACUGAAACAGCUAAGAUUGCCAUGCAAUAUUUGGCUGCACUUGGCGGAGGUGGUGGAGGAAUAGAAUCUGAGGUCCUCCAAACGAGCUGUGUUUUAGAGGCCUUUGGUAAUGCUAAAACAGCCAGGAAUGAUAACUCCAGCCGAUUUGGAAAGUUGAUCGAAAUCCACUUUAGCGCUACUGGAAAAAUAUGUGGUGCUAAAAUACAGACUUAUAGGUUGAAGUUGAAAAGGGCUUCUGACUACAGUUAUCUAAAUCAAAGUGAUUGCUUGGAAAUCCACGAAGUUGACGAUGCUCACAAGUUUCAUAUGCUUAUGGAAGCCUUAAAUACCAUCAGAAUCAGCAAAGACGAUCAGGAACAUGCCUUUGAGAUGCUUGCUGCAGUAUUGUGGCUGGGAAAUAUAGAAUUUCGUGUUGUUGAUAAUGAAAACCACGUGGAGGUCAUUGAUGAUGAAGCUGUUAUCAAUGCUGCUGGCUUGCUUGGCUGUGCUACUCAUGAAUUAAUGCUUGCUCUAUCAACUCAUAGCAUUCAAGCUGGAAAAGAUAAGGUUGCCAAACGGCUCACUCUACAACAGGCAAUUGAUACAAGAGACUCGUUAGCUAAAUUCAUCUAUGCGAGCUUGUUCGACUGGCUGGUAGAACAUGUCAAUUACUCGCUUGCGAUCGGCAAACAGCACACUGGAAGAUCCAUAAGCAUACUAGACAUUUACGGUUUUGAAUCUUUCAAGAAAAACAGCUUCGAACAGUUCUGCAUAAAUUAUGCUAAUGAGAGACUCCAGCAACAUUUUAACCGACACCUGUUCAAACUUCAGCAAGAGGAGUAUGAAUUAGAUGGUAUUGAUUGGACAAAAAUAGAGUUUGAAGACAACCAAGACUGCUUGGAUCUCUUUGAGAAGAAACCUCUUGGGCUGAUUUCUUUAUUGGAUGAAGAAUCACAUUUCCCCAAGGCUACAGAUUUAACCUUUGCCAGUAAACUUAGGCAGCAUUUGGACUCGAAUAAAUGCUUUAAAGGAGAAAGAGGUGGAGCAUUCAGCAUUCGCCAUUAUGCUGGAGAGGUUCUUUACGACACGAAGGAAUUCUUGGAGAAGAACAGAGAUCCUCUGCAUACUGAAAUAAUUCAACUGCUAUCUUCAUGUACGAGCCAUUUGUCACAGUUAUUUGCUUCCAUGCUUAGAGAGUCCCAGGCACUGGCAAGCCCAUCGAUCAAGUUCGGAUUUUUAUCUCGUCAGAAACAAAGUGUUGCCACAAAAUUCAAGCGCAUUUUUCUAUUGCUGGGCAUCUUAAAGACUUUCACUUUGAUGCAGGGCCAGCUGUUUAAAUUAAUGCAGCAGCUUGAAAGCACAACCCCACAUUUCAUUCGUUGUAUAAAACCGAACGGUAAGCAAAUUCCUGGUGCGUUUGAUGAAGGUCUUGUGUUAGAACAGCUUAGAUGCUGUGGAGUCCUUGAAGUCGUGAGGAUAUCGAGAUCCGGAUAUCCUACUCGGAUGACUCAUCAAGAAUUCACCAAACGGUAUGGAUUCUUGGUACCUGAAGAAAUUGCAUGUCAAGAUCCAUUAAGCACAUCGGUUAUCAUUCUGCAGCAGUUUGGUAUUCUCCCCGAGAUGUAUCAAGUCGGUUAUAAAAAAUUAUACUUCCGAGCAGGACAAAUUGCUGCCCUGGAAAAUGUGAGAAAACAAGUUCUACAAGGUACACUUGAAGUGCAAAAGUGUUAUCGUGGUCAUCGUGCUCGUCGAUAUUUUAACGAACUCAAGGGAGGAGUGGUAACACUACAAUCAUAUAUUCGUGGGGAAAUCGCAAGAAAGGACUAUGAUUUCUUGCUUACGAUGAAAAACGAGGUUGCUUGCAAGAAGCUAGAUGAGCAGUUAAUGGCAGUUGUGCAAAUACAAUCUGUAAUUCGCGGAUGCUUGAUAAGAAGGCAUUUUAGCAAACUUCGGAACAGACAGCCGCAUGUUACUAAAUGGAAACCCGGCAGACGAAUAUCUGAAAUCAAGGACUUGCCGCCAGAACUGUUGCCUUCUGUUGUUGAAGAGCUUCAAAAACGGGUAACAAUGGCUGAGAUGACAAUUGCACGAAAGGAAAAAGAAAAUGCGGCAUUAAGAGAGCAAGUACAACAAUACGAUGCACGGUGGUCAGAAUAUGAAUCGAAGAUGAAAUCCAUGGAGGCCACAUGGCAAAAGCAGAUGCAAUCUUUACAAUUGAGUUUGGCUGCAGCGAAAAAGAGUCUAGGCUCAGACAAUACUAACGCUCAACCGGGAAAGAUUAGUGGGACCCAAACACCUUAUUAUGAUUCAGAAGAUACAUAUUUAGGACCUCAAACUCCAAUUGCUACAAACGAAGCUCGAUUCUUGAACAACAAUGGUGGUAUCGAGGCUGCUGAAGUUGGAGAAGAAACUAAUAAUGUUGUCUUAAAUCCAGUCAGCCCUCUCGCCAGAGAGUUUGAACACAAAAAACACAAUUUCAACAGUGAAGCCCACACGAUUGUCGAUAUCAAGACAGGAAAUAAUAAUAAUAAUAUGCCUUCGGGGAAUCUGGUAGAGGAACUGAGAAGACUUAAACACAAUUUCGAGAUUUGGAAAAGGGAUUUUAAGGCUCGAUUAAGGGAAGCAAAGGCGAAACUGCACAGGCUCGGGCAUGCUGAUGGGGAGAAACAUGUUCGCAGGAAAUGGUGGGAAAAGAAAACGAAAAUAUUCUAAGCAUCAAAUCAAUCUUCCUAGUUUUUUUUCCUCUUUUUUUUUAACUGACCUUUUUCACAGAAAUUUGAUGAAAUGACCGUGAGGUUGUGUGAUUCUUUUUCAGGAACAGUAUUGUUGCCUCACAAAAGCGGUUCGGUUUGUGCUAGUUUAUGUGUAAACAAUAUAAUAGGUAGUCGAUCUUUUGUUGUCGUGUGGAAUGAUUAACAGUCCCGCCUGAUAGAUUAAGUGGGAUACACGAGAUGAUGUGCUGUACAGUGUGCUUAAAUAUGGUGUAGCAGUUUAGAUUUUUAGCUGGAACUUGGAUAUAAUGUAGUUUAGUGUUGGAGAAAACUUGGAAGAGAAGUGUUUUGGCAAUUGUACCAGGUUUUUCAAAGACAUUGUAAAGAACCAAGAAUAUAUGGCUAUUGUACCAGGUUAUUCUCUCUGUCAUCAUUAUGGAAAAUACAGGACAUUUUCGAUCUCUUGAACUUGUAUCUCUGUCAUCACAACUUGAUUUAGAAACCCUUUUUAUCACAUUUGUGUUUGCUGAACAAGAGUCUCAAGAACAUAACAAUACCACAUAAAUUCAAGAAUCAACUACCACCAAAAUCAGUACACAAUAAUAACAAUGUUUAUGAUCCAGGCACAAAUUUGGUGGCAUAUACCCAAGCAUUGUUAGCAACUGGGUUAUCAAGAUGGUCCAACAAAUUCUCCAAAGGCCCUUUCCCCGUAACAAUCGCCUGCACGAAAAACCCAAACAUCGAGAACAUGGCCAACCGCCCAUUCUUGAUUUCCUUCACCUUGAGCUCAGCAAAUGUAACCGGGUCGUCCGCCAGGCCCAACGGGUCGAAAUAUUGCCCGCCCGGAUAGAGAUCGUUGCCUUCCCCAACCCCAUCAAGACCGUUGAUUCUAAACCCCUCGACAAGCCCCAUAAGCACGACUUGAAAACCGAGGACCGCGAGUAUGCUUUGUGCAUGGACCAAGUUCGGGUUGCCCAAGUAAUCGAGCCCACCCUCCGAGAAGAUUUGGGCCCCGGCCUUAAACCAAACGGGCUCCUUGAAGUUGACGUUGACCCAUUUCUCGAGGACUUCUGGGGUUAUGCACCCGAGGGCCCCGAGCAUGGCCCACCUCCCGUGGAUCACCUCAAGAGCCCUGUUUUUGGCGAAGGCCUCGGGAUCAGCCGACAAGCCAGCUGUGUCCCAGCCAUAGUCACCGGGGAAUUCUCCAGUCAGGUAAGACGGAGUCUGGGCUGAAAACGGGCCCAAAUACUUGACCCGGUCCGGCCCGUACCACAAAUUCUUACUCUAUAGUAUACGGAAAGAAAAGAUCAAAUUUUUCUAGUUACUAACAUUGCAAAAUUUCAAUUUUCAUUCACAGAUCAACACAAAAUGUAAAAAAGAAAAAGAAAAAGGAAAACAGUGUCAAUUAUUAAUUUAUUACCAUAGUGAAUUUGCCCUUUCCCAUGGGGAUAUCUCUAAAGGGAUUGUAAUUCAUGGUUUGGCCCAAAAACGGUGUUGCCCGGAGGACGGCCGUGGAGCUGGCGGUGGCGGCCAUUGAUGCCAUUUUUUGCUAUAUUUUUUAUUAUUUUUUUUAUCUUUUCUAUUGCAGUGUGUGUAAGGAGAAGAGGGUGUAAGGAGAAGAGUAAAGGGGAGGGACUUUAUGUUGUGAAGGUGAAGAUUUUGUGCAUGGAAAAUUGUGGCUGAG